GGCAAGAGCCAUGUCGAACGGCGUGUUGUUCCUGGUGACGGUGCCGUCCGCCGAAUAUGAGGAGCAAGUGGCUGCAGCAGGCCAGGUCGAGCCACCUCCCAUGCGGCUGCGCAUGCAGAAGGUUGUGGAAGAUUUGAUAGAGACAAAGCACAUUUAUACUUGUGCUUGGUCUGAAUGCCAGGGUGGAAACUACAAACAGGCUACAUUUACUUUGGAGCCUGGAGACAAGUGUGACGACAUUUUGAAUGAACUAAGUGAAUGGGGAAUUGGAUCAAGACAUCAUUCAAGUGCCAUCCCCACUUCCUCAGGCUCCCCCUGUUGGAAGACAGCACCCUGGUGGACUCCAGAUAUUGCUGCAGCCAUCAGAGAUCACAGUGUCAUACCGUGUUCCCUCCACUGGACGGUAGAUGACCCAUCAUCUAAUGGACCCAAUCCUUCAGGAGCUAAAGAAAGCAAAGAAGAUAUUUCUACAUGGAAUCGUUUAGUGGCAUCUGUGAAAGCACGGAUAACUGUUGCUGAAGUUGUUGAGGGAGUUAAAUCCGAUGCCUUACUUACAUUUGACUUUUUGGUUCUGUUAAUAAUUGCAGGAUUGAUUGCAGCUCUUGGUCUAAUAGAAAAUAGCACUGGGAUUCUGGUAGCCAGUAUGCUAAUAUCACCAUUAAUGGGCCCUAUAAUGGCUGGUACUGUUGGAACAAUAAUCAAAGACAAAGAACUGAUGAAGAUGGGCAUAUUAAAUGAAAUAUUUGGUCUAUUAAUUUGCUUACUAGAAGGCUUUAUUUGUGGAAUAGUGGUUGGAUUAGUAGCAGAACACUUUGCUCUUAACAGGUGGCCAACAGUGGAAAUGGUAACAAGGGGAGAACUUCAUUCAGUUUGGGUUGGAAUGGUAAUUGCACUUCUGUCUGGAGCAGGUGUUGCCAUUUCUGUGUUAGGGGACAACAUUGCCUCACUAGUAGGUGUAGCCAUAUCUGCCUCCCUCCUUCCACCAGCUGUAAAUGCAGGCCUUCUGUGGGCACUAACAUGCAUACAUUCAAGUUACGGAAGUGUGCCCCAAGUGAAGAUGCCCCAUACAUAUGCAGAUCAUCCUGUAACUGAGCUUGGAAUUAUGGGUGCAAUAAGCCUCUGCUUAACAUUUGUUAACAUUGUAUGCAUUUUUGCUUCUGCCAUUGUUGUACUCAGGUUGAAGGCAGUUGCACCAAGUACCUCUGCAGCCCAAAGGAAGUUCUGGACUCAUGAUGUGAAGUUAGCACAAGAGUAUGACAGGACAAACUAUGGUGAUGAAGCAAAAGCCCUAGGCAGGAAGUUGGUAAAUGAUAUUGCUAAGGUUUCUGGAGGUCAUAGAAGAACUUCCACUGACCUCCGAGCACUUGCAGGUUUAAAUCUGUUUCACAGGGGUGCAGAUAUCCGAAGGCAAUCACAUUUUAGUACAAUGUACAACCAAUGUACUUGGUCACCUACAGCAUUAAGGGAAACUGUUCAGCAAGCAUCGCUUCAAGACUUGUAUGGCAUUUCAUAUGCUUCACCUUCCAGUCCAAAAGUUACAAUUACAGUGGGAAGUCCAGAUGAGGCUUCAAGAUGUCUUUCAGUCAUUGCUGAGGACUCAAGUAUUCCACCAUCUCUUGCAUCAUCAAGCCAUUCACUUGCAAAUGGAAAUAAAUGGAGACAUAGUCAGAGGUUUAUGGUGACAGUGGUGGAAAAUGGAGAAGAUAAACAACUGAAACAGUGAAGUGGGAAAGCAGUUAAAUUUUAAAAAUAUAUUUUAAAGCUUACCUUUUUAAUAUAACUCAUUAUUUAUUAAAACAUAUGUUUACAAUAGUUUUUAAACCAAAACUUUUUAUGUGGCAAAAUAAAAAUACCAAUUUUAUGUUUCUGUUAUUAUAAAAACUGUAAAUGUA
This is a messenger RNA of Schistocerca serialis cubense, 1892 nucleotides long. RefSeq lists its product as uncharacterized. Lineage: Eukaryota; Metazoa; Arthropoda; Insecta; Orthoptera; Acrididae. The transcript has 14 exons. The coding region runs from base 11 to 1723 and encodes 570 amino acids. The record is from RefSeq and is a predicted model, not a curated record.